Messenger RNA from Ixodes scapularis (black-legged tick), 4562 nucleotides. Its product is annotated as armadillo-like helical domain-containing protein 3. The coding region runs from base 257 to 2281 and encodes 674 amino acids. Gene Ontology annotation, cellular component: cytosol. The transcript has 25 exons. Gene Ontology annotation, biological process: regulation of Golgi organization. Lineage: Eukaryota; Metazoa; Arthropoda; Arachnida; Ixodida; Ixodidae. The record is from RefSeq and is a predicted model, not a curated record.
AAUCCCAAUCCAAGCGCUCGCCCGCCUGGCCUGUCUUCCCCGCCUUGUCAAGGCCCGGUCGAAGUAUUUACCUCAAUAUCACGACCGUAUUUUUUUUUUUUUUUUUUUGAAGUGUGAUGUAAAUACGAUAUAUGAAUAAUGUUGUGAAGAAGAGGCGUAAAUAUCUGGAAACAAGCCACUGCUAAAGCCAGCUGAACUGGCUGAACCACGGGUAUCCGGGUUGUAUGCGACUCGCUGCUUUGCGUACUGACGCAAUAUGAUUGCCAAACAAAACUCUAGACAGCCAUUGAAAGAAAAAUUCGUUCAGAUCUACGAAAGCUUCUUCAAAGGAAAGGAUCCUUCCAUAGACAACCAGAACUUCUGGGAUGAGCUUUUCUUGCUGAAAGUUAAUGUCAACUUCAUCCAACAGCAGUUCGACAGUUUGUCUGGAGAAGACCUUGUGAAACUUAAGGAAACAAUUAACACUUUGUUUUACCACUGCGUCCAAGCACUGCGAAGUGAGCAUCGCAUCCGAAUUGUCAAUGCUCUGCAGACGUUGUGCGCCCUCAUUCAAGGCGUCUACAGGAAAGCACAUGGGGACUAUGGCUUUGACAUCAUUAACCUGCUCAUUGGAUUUGAUACGGCCGAGCCCACGAUGCAGGAGCUCAUCGACCUGAUCUGCGGCCUUUUAGUUGGAGAGUACACAGACAGCCUCAAGUGUCUUGUCCUUCGAUUCCUCCUCGUUCUAGUGACGGCCACUGAGAAUGUGAGCCAGAAUACCCUCCUGGAGUACAUCAUGAUGAACUGUGUGUUUGAAGCCAUACUUCGGCUGCUUGCUGACAAGCACUCCCGGGCACACUGUGGCUACGAUGCUGUCCUGGUGCUCACCAUUCUCGUCAGCUAUCGGAAAUAUGAGGCUGCCAACCCGUACAUUGUGAAGCUCUCCAUCGUAGACAAUGAGCUUGCCCUGAAUGGGUAUGGACUGGUGGUUUCUACAGCCUUGUCUGAAUUCAAUAGGCAGUUUGUGCAGGAGCAGUCAGAGCCACAAAGUGGACUCCUGUCGACAGUCACCAAUUUCGUGGGCACAAUGUUUUUGGCUGAUGAGGGCCUACCGAUGAAAGACUCUGGCAGAAGCGACGAUGCAGUUCUUCUUGCACUCUAUGAAGCGGUUCAUUUGAACAGGAACUUCAUCACCAUCCUCACAAACUCUCAAACAGAAUCGUGCUCCACCUCCUCUGCACCCAGCAGUGCUCCCCUUUCCACAACAGAGCAUUCUCCCCACGACCUGGCGCCCGUUGAGGUGAACACGAUGGACCAGCCUCCGUCCAACCUUCUGGUCACUUUCCUGGAGUUCUGCUCUAUUGUUAUGCAGAAAACCAAGGAUGAAGACAAUGCAAACACGACCAAGCUUGGUUUCAUCAUCCUCACGUGCAUUACAGAGGAUCAGUAUGCAAACUCGAUCAUGCACGAUGUAAACAUGGUGUUCAAGGUCCAACUUCACAGGAUGCCCAUGAGGCAUCGCAAGGUGACUCCACUGCAUGCAGUGCACUCACGGCCUCUGGCCUGUGCGCUUCUCGACCUUAUGGUGGAGUUUAUCUUCAGCCACAUGAAAAAGAAUCUUCUCCUCGAUCUCUACCAGCGAUGUUUGGGCAUAAUCCACCGGUUACUCUGCUACCAGAAGAAAUGCCGGGUGCGACUGCAGUACAGCUGGAAAGAGCUCUGGACGUCGCUGAUCAGCUUGCUCAAGUUCCUGCUGAGCCGAGAGUCGGACUUUGUGAAGAAGCACAACAUAUUCCAGCUGGCCAGUCAGGUGGUGAACAUUCUGAACCUGUUCAUUACGUACGGCGACACCUUCCUGCCCUCGCCUGGGAGUUACGACGAGCUUUACUACGAAGUGAUACGGAUGCACCAGGUGUUCGACAGCAUGUACUCGAUGGCACUCCGUUACACGACUGGAGAUAGCCAGUGGAAGGAUUCUGCAGCCAAGCUUUCAAACCAUCUGGUCAAUGUCAGAGCAAUUGUGAAUCACUUCACGCCAAAGAUUGACUCCUGGUCGGCUGCUAAUCACAUGUCGGCACUCACAGAGGAACAGGUGUUGAACGUAGUGCGAAGCAACUAUGACACGCUGACGCUGAAGCUCCAUGACAACCUGGACCAAUACGAGAAGUAUUCGGAGAAACCCAAGGAGUCUCCCUUUUUCACGCUCAUGGUUCGAAACGUGGUGUCCGAUUUCAGGCAGAAGCUGAACCUGACCGGACUUGGGCAGGAGAAUGUCUUGCAAGAAUUCUCUACCAUUGCCUAAACUAGCAAUCUGGUGCUUUCAGUUGGAAGAGGGUGCAUGUACUUUAAUACAAGUAUGGAAGAUUUGGCGUCUUCUGGAUUUAAAUCUGUAAAGAUGCGGUCGGAAGUUGUGUUCUUUCAUUUCAAAGUUUUGCGUACAAUGCUUCUGCUGCAUUUGCCGUGCUUAGGUUUGUGAGUGCAGUGUAGUGGCUUGAGGCAGUGUCCUUGUCCAAGGAAAUGUCUGCGUUUUGUCAUGGCAUCAAAUCAGCCUGACAUUGUUUGAUGGUAAUGACUACCUCCCUUCGCACUUUAAUAAACAAGUGCACAAGAAUGGGCAUAUGAGCUUUUUGUUAGGUUUUCAUGAAUCUAUGUACAAUGUUUCUAUACUGUGGUCUAGUGUCAAGGGGAUCCUCUCUGGAGUGGUUGACAGGAGUGUGGUAGGUUAUGGAAUGCUUUUAGUGCCAUAACGAGCAUUUGGAGUGGUACUGUGCAAUGUUAUAUAUGUGGCAUAGCAGUUCUUUAUGUUUCGUGGAACUGGAAAGGGUUCCCAGACAUAUGAUUAGACUCCGUUUAAUCAAGUUGCUUUCAAGCAAAUCAUAAAAUGCCAGUUUUUUUUCUGGAAUUUCCGUUUUUUAGGUUAAAACAAAAGACUGGGCAAGUUCUCUCAUGCUGAACUUGUGCCGCACGUGUCGCUAGUCCUAACCGAACGAGUAGCACUGCUUCAAAAAUGUUCCCGCGAUCAGUCACAUGAGCACCCAACUGUAUUCGCCAGCCUCUACAUGGAGAUCUCCACCGGGCUUCACCGUCUCAAACCGCUCCUAGCAAAUUGAAUCCGAUCUGAUGUGCUCGACUAGCAAAUUGAGCUGUUUACGUGGGUCGAUUUGAUGCACUGAAUCGAUUCAAAGGACUGCGGUGCAAUUUAUGUAAAUGCAAAUGUAAAUGUACAAGGAUGACACGUAUUCCCGCUCGACAUUGUGAUCAGCACAUUGAGCCUUGGGCAUAUAAAGCUGUGUAGUAUUAAUGGGUUGUGAUCCUAGAGUGCAAGCGAAGCGCCAAGGAGAACAGCAGCCGGUCCUUUCCUUACGCUUGGGAGUCUGUGGUGCACACUUCCGAUUAUGAACACUUGGAGUUCUCCAGCGUGCCCGUUUCACGAACCAAGGGUACUUCCUUGCCAAUUUUUCGCCUAAAUGCGUUGCACUCUCGCCCGCCAGCCCCCUCAGUCAUCAUGACGAGGGGGAAACGGAGUGUGGGAUGACCCAGGUGCAAAUGUCCCACGCCGCCAAUUGGCUCCCUUGGGUAGAAACGUUGUGAAGCCUUUGAUCCUCGUGCCAUUCUAGUGCCCUGCAGUGGGACCAGCAAACGUGCAGGGUCAACCUGUUUCCUCCUUAAACUUGGUUUCAUGAAUGCCCAAUAGUAAAAGUAUAAAAAUAUGUGCCCAGAUUGGCCAAUGGUCAGUGAAACUCUUUGUUGCAAAGAAAUGGCAUUUGGAAAUGCCCAUUAUAUCUCGGGGUAGGAUCAUACAGGUGUCAAACAGCAACCUCCGUGCCUCUCCUCCUGCAGUUUUCUGAAUUUUAUGCUCGCGGAGUGAAGCAGAAAAAUUUUCUUUUCUGCUUAGACACAAACAAUACCUGAAUUGCCUGUAGUCACUUAUACUAAGCAUUUGCAUCUGUGCGAGGUUUCUUUUUGUGCCGAUUGCCUAUGCAUCAGCUCCCCCCUAAUAGCUAUGUUGUCGGAGACGAGAUUGUGAUGUUUGCCUUUGGGAAGGGGGCACAUUUGCUUAGUAGUCUUCAAGCAAAAUGUUUCUAUGGGCAGACUUUCGAAAAAAGAGCUAUAGUCUAAAAAUGACUCGUGCAUUUGCAUUCCCCUGCUCAUUGUGCUUCUUUGAGGAAUGUUUCAUAUUGAAUGCUUCCUGCCCACUUCUCGCAACUUCUAUGGCAUGAAUUUUUAAACUGGGUUCCCCAGAGUAGCCUCGUGGGUUAUAUUGCAGCAACAGCAAACGGCACGAUACAAAUCAAUUUGACAGGCAUUGCAUCGAUCGCGACAUCUCCACCCCAUAAUAUUGCCCCUCAAAAAUGAUUUUUUUCUUCUUAAAGUAGGUACAUUGCUCUAUAGCAAAAACAAAGCUUCUACAAAAAUUACAUUUUUGAAAUAGUGUCUGAAAAUAUGCAAGCAUUUUUCCUGUUAUCCAAGUGUUUUUAUGAAAUAAGUCCUAUUUAUUUUCACUAUUGCUAUGAAAGGAGUAAAAUGGGUCUGUGAAUGUUUUGUCCCCUUUCACAAUAAACAUUUUACACCUUGCUUUUUUA